Messenger RNA from Impatiens glandulifera, 1288 nucleotides. Its product is annotated as 2-keto-3-deoxy-L-rhamnonate aldolase-like. Lineage: Eukaryota; Viridiplantae; Streptophyta; Magnoliopsida; Ericales; Balsaminaceae. Gene Ontology annotation, cellular component: cytoplasm. The coding region runs from base 87 to 1133 and encodes 348 amino acids. The transcript has 2 exons. The record is from RefSeq and is a predicted model, not a curated record. Gene Ontology annotation, molecular function: aldehyde-lyase activity.
CUCCCCAAAACAAAAAAUUAUAUCUUUUCCAUCAAGAAAUAGAUCCACUUCUUCUUCUUCCUUCUUCCAUCCAAUCCAUCCCAUCCAUGAUUUCACCAACAAUGUCAAUCUCCAAACUAAACUCUCUCUCCCCAUCCUCAUCUCUCUCCACCCUAAAAAACCAAUCUUUCUUCCACCCCCCAUCAUCAUCUCCUUCAAUCGCCCAUUUCCCAAACCCUAAACCCCCAAUUCUCAAAACCCUAAAUCAAAUCACCCCAAUCCGAUCCUCCUCCUCUUCCACAACCCCAAUCGGUUCAGAAGAAACCUACCCAUCUCCAAAAUCUCUCAAAACCCGUCUCAAAAACGGCGAAACACUAUACGGACUCUUCCUCCUUUCAUUCUCCCCAACAAUCGCCGAAAUCGCCGGUCUCGCCGGCUACGAUUAUGUCGUCGUCGAUAUGGAACACGGCCACGGAGGAGUUUCCGAUGCACUCCAUUGUUUACACGCACUUGCCGCUGCCGGAACUGCUGCUAUUAUCCGAUUGCCGGAAAGUUGUCCGACUUGGACUAAGAAAGCUCUUGAUUUGGGUCCUCAAGGGAUUAUGUUUCCUGUGAUUGAUAACCCUAAAUUGGCGAGAAAAGCUGUUUCUUAUUGUAGAUUUCCACCUAAAGGAAUUAGAGGAUCUGCUCAUACGAUUGUUCGUGCUUCUGAUUAUGGGAUUGAUGCUGGUUAUCUUAAUAAUUAUGAAGAUGAUCUUCUUGUUAUGUGCCAGGUGGAAUCGGAGGAGGGUGCGUCAAAGAUAGAAGACAUAGCAGCGGUGGAGGGUGUAGAUUGUAUUCAAAUGGGUCCGUUGGAUUUGAGCGCGAGCAUGGGUUAUUUAUGGGAUCCAGGACAUAAGAAGGUGAAGGAGGUUUUGAGAAAGGCAGAGAAGGCGGUGCUCGGCGGUGGAAAAGCGUUUUUGGGCGGAUUCGCAAUGCCUCACGAUCGCCCCGAAGCUAUUAAGGCAAGAGGCUAUCAUAUGGUUUCUGGUGCUACCGAUUUGGGCAUGUUCAGGGCCGCAGCCGUUGAAGAUGUCAACAGGUUUAAGAUCACUUUGAAGGACAAUGGCAAGAAUGGUGAUGAUGAUGAUGAUAAAAAAUAUUGGAGUGAAUAGAUAAAUGCUGCUGAUGAUGACAGUUUUGGUAUCCUUUCCUUGUAUUUGCGGAAUCAUGUUUUUCUUUUUGAAUCUAGAAUUUAGAUAGUCGGUUGUCAAGAACUCCUACUUCAAUUCUUCUUAAUUUUUAAUAAUGAGCUUGUAUCAAACAUGAA